AGUCAAGGUUACAGCAAUGGGAGUCAAAAUAGAAAUUUUCCGGAUGAUGCUGUACCUGUCUUUUCCCGUGACUAUGUUCUGGAUCUCAAAUCAGGCGGAGUACUUCGAGGAGUAUGUGGUGAAAAGGAAGAGGGAGAUCUACCCACCGGACGAGGAAAUCAGGAGGAAGGAGCUGGAGGCCUUUAAGGAGCGCAUGCGAGAGCGGAGGGAGCAGCGGCUGCUGAAGCAGGCGGGACUGGCAACCGAAGAGUGAGGAGGAGGAAGCUGAAAAGGGAGGCCUGCCUGCUUUAUGGAGAUUGAAGGUCAUCAGGGGGGGACUAAGGACGGAGAUAAGAGGCAUCAGGUCCUGGCACACUGGUGCCAUAAAGAUCCCCCGAAUAAUGGAUGUUUGAAUGGACAUGGCAACCCUAGUCCCUUGUACAUUUUGUACUUCUGGUGUAUGUUAUAUUUUGAUUAUUUGAAAAUUGAAACUUAUGUGUUCUUGAAGCCAUGAUGAUAUAAAGUUAUUUUCUAUUUUUCUCCUCCUUUUUUAAGGUGGUGGUGGUGUAAAAAUUAAAAUUGUGAAUUGUGAAAA
Brienomyrus brachyistius is the source of this 574-nucleotide messenger RNA. RefSeq names its product protein PET100 homolog, mitochondrial. Bases 17 to 253 code for a protein of 78 amino acids. Gene Ontology annotation, cellular component: mitochondrial inner membrane; mitochondrion. The record is from RefSeq and is a predicted model, not a curated record. Gene Ontology annotation, biological process: mitochondrial respiratory chain complex IV assembly. The transcript has 4 exons. NCBI's taxonomy places the organism in Eukaryota, Metazoa, Chordata, Actinopteri, Osteoglossiformes, Mormyridae.